Molecule: messenger RNA, 642 nt
Organism: Babesia microti strain RI
Lineage: Eukaryota; Apicomplexa; Aconoidasida; Piroplasmida; Babesiidae
Product: ubiquitin regulatory protein, putative
Exons: 7
Coding region: 1-642 (213 amino acids)
Biological process (GO): nuclear membrane reassembly; Golgi organization; autophagosome assembly
Cellular component (GO): nucleus; cytosol
Molecular function (GO): ubiquitin binding
Source: RefSeq, a predicted model, not a curated record
AUGCGUGCUCAUGAUGGGGCUAUCAUUAUGCCUAACAUAGUCUCCUUCAGCGACAUAAACGAACAGAAGGAAGACCAAGAGUCAGUUUUUAGCUUCACCGGUGGACUCAAGAGUGGCAUCCAAGUUGAAAACAACUCGAGCGAUAGGCCCAGGACCGUUGAACUCUACAAGGACGGAUUUAUUGUGGACGGAGGGGAGUUUAGGAGUCUUGAAGACCCAGAAAACAAAAAAUUCAUUCGUGAGAUUCAACAGGGUAUCGCGCCAAAGGAAUUGCACGGUGGAAAUAACGAAAUUUGCAUACAGCUCGUUGACCACCAAUCAAUCCCAUUCCCUGGAAAGCAAAGCAAAACUAAAAAUACACCGUUAAGGGAACGUAGAUUUGAGAAAUACAGCAAAGUACCUGGCAAAACCCGCACAGUCAACAUAAAACUAUACACAGGUGAAUCUAUAUCUCUGGAAAUAUCCGAAAGCGCCUCCAUCAACGAUUUAUUUGACUCUAUAAACAGCCUUUCAGGACUUAAUACACAACAAUACAUUUUGUUGGCCGACUAUCCGCCCAAACAGAUAACCUACCCACCAACAGUCACUCUUUCCUCAACUGAUUUGUUCAACACCAUUAUUAUUCAAAGGAAGACCAAUUAG